Molecule: messenger RNA, 3706 nt
Organism: Xyrichtys novacula (pearly razorfish)
Lineage: Eukaryota; Metazoa; Chordata; Actinopteri; Labriformes; Labridae
Source: the annotation of a GenBank genome assembly
UUGACCUUGUAUUUUAACGGUGAAUGUUGCCAUUUGCUCUGUGCGUAAGUUGAACCAAAUUUGAAUCACGUCUUUCCUUUUGUUUUUACUUUUUAUGAAGUUGUGGCACAUGUAGACGUAAAAAUCGGACUGAAUUGCACCGAUAAGCACAGGAUCAAUGCUGUUGUCACCUUAUCCACUUUGUGAUGCAGUAGUGGACAGGUUUAAUGUCUAUGAAAAUCAGUGAAAACAUUCAUGCAGGAUAGAUGAGACAAAAUAAGACAGAAGGAUGACUUAUUACACUGUGCAACACAUUUAAUGUCUUUUAUGUUUAUCUGCUGCCUCAUUGUAGUGAGAGACAACAUGGCUGUGGGUUUGGAUCUGCUUUCAUCUGAAACCUGUCAGUAUUGUUCUUUCAUACUCCAGGUGUGUACAGAAUAAAGCUCUAAAGGCCUUUCAGGGUUUAUAAUACAUAUGAAGAGCUGCCUCAGAUACAUUCAUCCCUCUUCUCUUUUAGUCCUAUUGUGAACACCAGGGUUGUCGGCUGCUGUUUGCUCUGUGAGUGGGUUGUUACACUGACUACACACUGUGCGUUUGAACAUGCAAACUCUGAAAAAAGAAAGAGUGAGUUUGUGUUGACACACAUUUGUGGACCCUGUGUACAUUUGGAUUUGUUGUGUCUCUGAAUAGAGAAUAAGGGGAGAUCUGUUUGUGUGUCUGUUUCAGUGUCUCGGGUUCGUGUGUGUUUGUGGGGGAGGGAUGUGUGGUGUUAUUGUGUCUCUCGGGGAGGUAUGUGUGUUUGUGUUGAGAGGAGGGGUGUUUGCAGGUCUCGUAGCUGUCUGCUGGGGUGGUCCGGUUCGAGAAGAAGGGGGAAAGAGGGUGUGCGUAUGGGAGGCCUUGCUAUAUAUACAGACUUCAGACGGAGACACACCUUCCUCAGCCGGAACAGUCGAGAGAGACGCACAGAGACAGUUGGAGGGAUGAUAGAAAAAAGAGGAUGAAAGUCAUUUUUAGCAUCUGGCUGAAAGAUUUUGUCCCCGCUGGUGAAGAAGCCUGUGGUGAGUACUUGAGGACUGAGACCUAAUUCAGAGGAUGUAACAUAUAGUUAAUGCACUCAAAAUGUGCAAUUUGAUUAUGACUCUAUGUGACUUUUUUCAAGUAUUGCUAAUUAUGAAAAAUCUGUGCAGAAACAGGUGUGUCAGACCUUUUCUUUGAAACAUUGUCUCAAAACAUUUCAGAAGCUGAGAACUGUUUUUGCACUGUGUGAGAUUUUAAUCUCUUAUACUUCCUGAUGUUUGUGUUUAACUUGACUUCACUUAUUCACAUUGAGUAAAAAUGACUUUAAUAAUUUUUUUUAUCAGGCAGUCUUUGUUUUUUUCUUGAGGUCGAGAGCAGGACGUCCUUUAAAUAGACUUCUAGCUCAGUCAAAAACACAGAAAAUUACAUAUACAAACAGUUUACAUUCACUUCUGACAUUUUUCAGUUGUUUAUUGAAUGUUUAAAACAUUCCCUGAAAAAUUCCUGACUUUAAUUCCUGAAAUAAGACGUGUGUGGCUUAACUCUGACUUGUCAUUACAAUCUGUGCAUGUGCAGUAUUUACUCUUUUCGUGUGUGCUGCAAACGUUUAAGAACCUCACAGUGAUUUUUUCAAAUUUACAGACCCUGUUAGCUGAAGGAGUGGAGCUGAACUAGAGAAGAGUUCAUGAACUCUGGCCCUGAAUUCUUUAUUUUACACAUCUCCAUCUCUGCACGAGUUUACAGAGCUUGACUUGAAUGGCCGGGGAUUUUGUCGAGACUGACACAGAGAUGUCAGACUUCCUCACUUCCCCAUCUCCGUCUUCUUCUCCGUCUCCCUUCUUCCACUGCGACUACAGCGAUUGGUCUCCCUCCUUCUCCAUCAUCCCCUCCAUCUACCUGCUGGCCUUCCUGGUUGGUUGUCUUGGCAACAGCCUGGUGCUGUGGGCCUACCUGGACAGAGCUGAGGGGAGGGGAGUGAGGACCAGGGGAUUGUUCUGUUGCACUCAGCAGUUGAAUAUUAACAGCAGAUGCACCCAGGAGUCAUUUUCAAAGAAAAUCAAGGAAAAGUCUGGAUCUUCGUCAGGAAAAAGCUGCAGACCUUCUUCACACUCCUCCUCCUCUUCCUCCUCUUAUCCUCCCUCCCUCCCUCGCCCGUCCCGCUCCCUCACAGACUCCCUGAUAGCCAGUUUAGCCUUGGCUGACCUCUGCUUCCUCGUCACCCUCCCUCUGUGGGCCGUCUACACAGCCAUGGGCUACAACUGGCCUUUCGGGCAACCACUCUGCCAGAUCAGCAGCUUCCUCACUGCCCUCAACAUGUACGCCAGCGUCUUCAGUCUGAGCAUGCUCAGUGUGGAGCGCUACUGGGUUCUGACAGGACGGCGGCACUCCAGCCACCAUCAUCCCAAGCAGAGCUGCCCCAGCAGGGUGGUGUGGAUACUCGGAGGGGUGUGGGUGCUGGCUGGGGUGCUUGCACUUCCUGGUUUGCUGCUGCGCUCUGUGAAGGAGGUGGAGCUAGACUCUGAAUCUGAGGAUGAUUGGCAGCUAGAGGAGAGCCACCCCACUGACUCUGGAUCAGUCUUCCUCUCCUGUCAGAUGGAUUACUCCAUGCUGGUUGGGGCAGAGAUAGAGGAGACAGAGAGAGAGAGGGUGGAGAUGAUGUGGGCGGCGGCUUUGAGUCUUAAAUCUACUCUAAUUGGCUUCCUUCUUCCUCUUGUCGUCCUCUUGGUCUGCUACUGCUCCUUAGCCCAGCUCCUCAGCAGGCAUUUUGGACGGGGGCCUCGUCCUGAUCGCAGGCGCCAGCGGAGACUCCUCAGGGUCAUCAUCUCAUUGGUGCUGGCCUUCUUCCUCUGCUGGCUGCCUCUGCAUGUUAACAAGACGGUGUCCAUGCUGCUGGAGUUUGGUUUUAUCCCAUACUCCUGCUCUUUAGAUCAGAUCCUACUGGCUGCUCAGCCGUAUGUCACCUGUUUAGCUUAUCUCAACUCCUGCCUCAACCCUCUGCUGUAUGCGGCCUGUGACCCUGCAUUCAGGAAGAGAUGCAGAGGAGCUCUGUUCAUGCUGUGCAGGAGAGGAGGAGAGGGAAGAGAGGGAAAGAAGGAGGAAGGUGAGGAGGAGAAAGAGGAGAGGAGCUCAGCUUUUCCCACAAGAACACAGGAGGAGACUGCAAGAACAGAGGGAGUGGAGGAAAGGGAAGGAGUGGAGGAGGUGGGGAGAAUGAUUGCUGAGGCCACAUGAACCCCAACCAAACACCUCAAGAUGAAACUGUUUCAAAUCACAGUGUGUGACUCUAAACCAGUGUCAUAUUUUCUCCCCAGUGUUGAUGGAAAAAACGUACAAAGGAACAUACAACCCCAGUUUAUAAGAGUUAAGACACUGUGUAAGAUUUGAUGAAAACAGAGCAAGGUCAACACAUCGAACACUGAAAUUGAAAAAUGCUUUUGUUUGAUAAAAAAGAUAUGCUCAUAUCAAAUUUCAUGCCAGUAAUAAGUUUCAAAACACUUUGGAAAAGACAACAAAAAUUCAAAAUAGUUGUGAAAUGGCAAAAAAACACCAUCUCCCAGCUAAUCUGCUUGACUAAAUACAGAGAGGGUACUCCACAGAGGCUGUGUAAAGAUGGGAAGAUGUUCACCACUCUCUGAGAGACUGUAUGAAGAAAUGGUUCCACAAUUCCCGAUGAUUAUCCCUGAGCUUAAGUGGCAAAGAGUCUAAGGUU